GGGGGGGGAGGCAGCUGCGCAGUAUACCCGGUGUCAGCGAGGGGAGGGUUUGCAGACGAUGCAGAUACUGGCAUACAGAACCUGAACUGGACCACAGAUCAGGACGGCGCGUCGUGUGUUCAAGUGCGGCGUUCAGCCGGCUUGGGGAAGGGUGGAGUGGCGCCAAUACAGACGCGAUACCCUUCCCGCCCCGUCAAUUGGGGCGCAUUUGCUGGAGCAGAUGGUGUGGCAUGACGCGCUGAGCGAAUGUGCGGCAAGUCGUGCGGUACUGGUAUUUCGAUGGGGGGGGUGGGGGGGGCUUGGUCUCAUUGUAAUUGUUUUCCUUGUAUCGUAGGGGCUCCGUGUGUGGUUUUAUCAAGAUAUGAAAAGUCUUGUGCACCAAGAAGCAUCGAAUGCUACCGCCUUCGCGAGCACAGGUUUCCGUAGAGCUUCGCGAGCGGGGGGGAGGAAUCAGAGCGCGAAUCUUUUGUCUACGUGUGUUGUGGGAUGUAGCAGAGCGCAACGGUCAAAAAGAUUCGCGCAGGUUCAUUCAAACGUGGGGGCUAUCGAGCGAUCCGCAUAGUUUAAGGUCGGAGGUGAUUGGUCUCGAGAUGAACCCCGUGGUUGCACCGCAUCCAUUGGAUUUCUACUCAACGCCAUCUCUUGUUGCGGCAGUGGGGUUCUGGACACCCGCGAGAUGAGAUGGCUUUGGCGUGUUUUUCAACCCGUGCAUCCUGCCACGUGUUUGCAGCGGAGGGUGAGAGUCUGUGGAGAUUUUUUGUAAGCCACCUCUUUUGUUGUGUUUCGUUGGCUUCUUCCCAUCAUCCCAGGUGUUGACGGUCGGUUUAUAGGUGUUUGCGUCUUGUUGAGCGUUCUCGUGAUGUUUUGGUGCUGUGGUUCGUGCGGUAAAAUAGAAAAGGCGUGUAGAGCAAUGCUGUCUCUAGUCAGCGCCUUUGUUGGUUGUGAUGGGGUUUCGUUUCAAUGGGGGGGCGGAAGCAAGAGAGCAGAGGGAUCUAUGUUCCUGUCAAGACAGUUGGCCAAAUUUCGACUUGUCUUUCACCGUACACAUCGCAUGCACGGUUCGAUUCUAUUUUGUGUGGCCCCUCUACUGGUGGGGGAGCGCUUGCUAGCAUCUUACCCUUGCGAUCGUCAUCGAUCCUUGUUUUGUUGACCUAUCUAUCUGUCUUUUAUUUGGGCUUGUUCAGGCAUCUAGAACUAAUUUGGUAACGACGAAAUAGUGACUGUGCGUUUCUUCCGCGUUUGCUUAGUCUACUAUCUUCCCCCCGGGUUGCUCAAUUACAGCAAAAGGGUGCCCGCAGUUUUCUAAUUGGCCCAUCAACGG
Molecule: messenger RNA, 1321 nt
Organism: Ectocarpus siliculosus
Lineage: Eukaryota; Phaeophyceae; Ectocarpales; Ectocarpaceae
Source: the annotation of a GenBank genome assembly